Messenger RNA from Fonticula alba, 930 nucleotides. RefSeq lists its product as hypothetical. Bases 106 to 684 code for a protein of 192 amino acids. The record is from RefSeq and is a predicted model, not a curated record. NCBI's taxonomy places the organism in Eukaryota, Rotosphaerida, Fonticulaceae. The transcript has 2 exons.
CCCCCCCCAGACUCCCCCGCCCCCCCCUGCCCUGGCGCUCGCCGUCGGGCUUCCUCUCCCUCCCUCGCUCCCCUGCCACCUCUUCCCGGCUCCCUGUCGUGCCAAAUGACCACACACACACCCCCGCCCGGGGGAAAGCCCUCGGUGCUGGAACGCACGUCGGCGCUCCUCGCGCAGGUGGUGUCCGGCUCGAUGUCCGAGAUGGCUGGCAACGCCAUUCGCCGACUGUCGCUGGCUGUCACGCUGGUCUUCAUCCUGAUCGGCACUUCCAUCUUCUCGACCACCUUCUGUGCCUAUGUCUUCUCGCAGCUGCUCUGGCUGGUGCCGCUUGUCCUGCUGUACGCCGGGGCGCUGGUGCUGAUGGUCGGCUGUGUCGGCGUGGCCAGCACCCUGCUGGCGGCAUAUCGGACGGUGAGCACGCACGGCCCGCCGGAUGGCGGCCUCUUUGCCGAGCUGCUGGCCGAGCUCCGGUCAAUCAACUUCCUGUCCGGCGAGAUCUUCCUCCUCCUGUGGCCGCACUUCAUCAAUGCCUGCGUGACGUCCAUGCGGCUGGUGGUUUUCUUUGCCAACCACCUGCUUCUCGGGGUGCUGGACUCCUUCCAGUGCAUUAUCCGGGUGCUGACGGCUGCUGUGUCGUCGCUGCGCGUGCCGGCUCAGCCGGCCUCCCUCCCGGGGCGGCGGUGAGCCGGAAGCAUGCCCGCGCGGGGGGGGCAGUCUCCCCGCGCCGGCCGCCUUCGGGCCGGGCACCUCCUGCCUUUUCCCGGCGCAAACGGCCGGCCCGCCGAGCAAGCCACCCUCUCCCUUACAGAAGGGUGCCCACAUCACCCCGGGGGCCAGCGUGCUGCCCAGGCGGAAAAAAAAACAAAACAAACAAGCGCCACAAUGCACCUGUGCCGCGCGCACAUCCCAAUAAGGCACACGUAGCACACA